UGACCCAUUACAGCCUCAAGCUGGUUUGUCAAAGUAUUGAUGCGGUGGUUUGAAUCACGUUUGAAUUGCAGAAUUGAGUGCGGAGCUUUUUUUAUUCUUAAUUAUUAGCCUUAUUUUAUUUGAAUUGAUUGACGAGAGGAACGUUUGUUUAUGUGUAUAAUUAAUACCUAAGUGAAGUGUAGAAGUGUGUGAUAAUAAGUAUUGUACGUGACAAUCAUGGUGUUAGCUGAAAGAAGUAACGAUGUUCGUAAUGGGAAGCGUUCCAGAGGACCAAGCCCUAAUGGGCAUGGAAGCCCAGAUUCAAGCUCCGAAGAUGAAAAUGCAGUAGUGCCAUUUGCAGCUGAGAAAAUCAGAGUAGGCCGUGACUUCCAAGCUGUGUGCCCUGAGUUGGAGCCAGUUGAGCAAAGGAAACCAGACCAAAUAUCAGACCGGGCAUUACUUGUUUGGUCUCCAACAGCUGACAUAUCUGAUACCAAGUUGGAUGAGUACAUAACAACAGCAAAGGAAAAGUAUGGAUAUAAUGGUGAACAGGCCUUGGGUAUGCUGUUUUGGCAUAAGCAUGAUCUCAGUAGGGCAUCUAUGGACUUGGCUAACUUUACACCUUUUCCUGAUGAAUGGACAGUUGAAGAUAAGGUGCUGUUUGAGCAAGCAUUCCAGUUUCAUGGAAAGAGUUUUCAUCGUAUACGACAGAUGCUGCCAGAUAAGUCAAUAGCGUCACUGGUGAAAUAUUAUUACUCAUGGAAGAAAACGCGCGCUAGAACUUCAUUAAUGGAUGUAGUCAGUGAAGGCCGUAACGCUUCAGCUUCUGGUACAGCUAAGAAGGAUUCUCCAGCUGCUUCCGAACCAGGUGGUUCAGACAAGGAUUCAGACAAUGAUGAAAAGAAGUGGACUUACCAUCGUGGUAUUGUCCGUGGAAGCAAGCCAACUACGGCCGCCGGGCCCUCACUUCGCGCCGGCCAAGCCGAGGGCGACGGCGGUGAGGCAGGCAAAUGGUGCACAGUGUGCGGGAUACUAUGCACCCAGACAACGCAACACAACUCCCAGAAACUUUGCCAGGCAUGCCUCGUGCACGCCAGACGCACGGGCAGUAUGCGACCGCUGUGUGGGCCGAGCGGGCGACGCGGGCCCGGCUUUAAACAGGUGCGGUACAAGCAUCGCUUGCCUCGUGGUAUUUACAUCAACCACGAUGAUCUGGUUGCCAUGGCGACCGGCCCUCAGCCCGGGGACGCCGCCCAACCGGGGCUCGUAAACCAGGGCGAAGCUAUGCUCAAAGCGAUGGAUAGAGAAAUUAUAUCCUACAAACGACAAGUUCAGCAAAAUAAGCAACAGUUAAGCGCGAUAAAACGUAAAGUUGGCGAUUUGGGAGUGGAGGAAUACAGGCCUGGUGAACCACCGGCUAAGAUUAACUCUCGUUGGACCAAUGAGGAGUUGCUAAUGGCUGUAACAGCUGUGCGGAAAUAUGGUAAAGACUUCCAAGCCAUUGCUGAAACGCUAGGUACCAAAACAGAGGCCCAUGUGCGCACAUUCUUCGUUUCAUAUAGACGUCGUUACAAUCUGGAUGCUGUACUGCGGGAACACGAAGCUGACCGCGGAAAUGCUAAUCAUAUACAGCCAGGUACCACAAGCACAGAAGCAGCCGAGAAUAAUGAGAGUAACGCUAAUGGAAGUAGCAGUUCGGUUAAGACCUCUGCUAGUAAGGAUGAAAAAACGGAAGUGGACAGCGAGGGUGUCUCCAUCGGCGCAUCAGCAGAGCAGGGCGGGGCGCCCACCACGCCCCCCAAACAAAAAACUAGCAAGUGAUGAGCUGAAUAAAUCAAGAGUGGUGAACCGCACUACACAAAUUUAUCACAAUCGCAAAUUAUUAAAUCUAUUAUUAAUUUCAUCUCAUAUCUCGAAAUAUUUUUAAGCAAAUAACCUUGGUUUAAAUUAGUUGUAAUAUAUUAAAACGGUAUUCCAAAAUGUAAUUAGUGCAACAUUCAAUCCAUUUUGUCUAUGAACAAUUUUUUUUUCAUUAUUGACAUUGACAGUUAUGUCUUGAGAUAUAUUUUGAUGUUUAAUAAUCAAAGUAAUGGAGUAUGUAUUUAAUUUGUAAUUAUUUUCUAAAUAAAGAAACAUUAUUUAAUGAAGGUCAAGAUUAUUUGAAUUUAGUAAUAUAUUGCGUAUUGUUUUUACGGAAAUAUUGAGGCUUCGUAUACUAUAAUAUCGCAUAUUAAAUUGUCCCAAAACAUUGAAAUUUUUCCGAUUGGAUUCAUAUUUUCGUCAAAAACUCGAACAAACAGCUUCCUUUAUAAUUUUCUAUCGAUUUAAUUGAUGUUAGUACCACGCCCCCUUCUAAUUUACUAUUUUAUUAACAUGAAAUAAAGUUAGUGUGAGCGUCGUCAUGUUAACAUUAUUAGAAAAUGUUUAACCUUAACUCAGGGGUACUUUUUGCCAUAGUAUAUUUGCUUUGGCAAAAAUUUCCAAUAUAUUUAUUGGAAAAACAAUCAAACGAAACAAAAUUGUAUACUAAAAUAAAAAUCUCAAAAUUUGAAUGAAAUAAGUUUGAUCGGUAUGUCAUUCCAAAUACCAUAUUUGGAUUUUAUUAUAUAUUCUAUAUAAUUUAAUGUUACAUAUAUACGUUUGUAAUGUUUGGUUUGCUAUAGCAGGAACAACGACGAAUAUAUAAAAGAGUUUUUUAUUCAAUAAAAAUAAAUGACUCUUUCAUAUCUCUUGUAGACGUUGGUAUAUAAAUCCAUACGGAAAAAUUUCAACCCGUUUAAGAAUACGGCACGGUAUACGGUAUAUAAAUUUGUAAAUAACUUUAAUAAAUUACUUUUAAGUAUAACUUGAAUGUAUCGAUUUAAUUACGGGCCGAUUUUAAAUUGAUUGAAAAAUAAAACUUAUUGGUAAUCUGCCAACAGAUUUUUAAGUAUCACUUAUUGAAAUAAAACAACUUUACUUGACUUACAAUUAUAAUAUUUAAUUACAAUUAUUAAUAUUACAUAUUUGACUAAAGAAUCAUUAAAAAAAAGUAAUCAAUAAGUUGGUUUUAAUUCGAUAGUGAUGUAUUUAGUAAUUCUGUUACAAUAACAUAUUGUAAAUAUUACUUGCCAUAAUGUUUUAAUAAAUAAUUAGAUUUUAGUUAAUACAAGAAAAAAUAAUUUUUGUUUACUAUGGUAACAUUUGUAUUAAUAAUUAAAUUCAAUAAAAUAAUGUAUGACUUCGAAUUAAGGUGCAUUUUAUAAUUUCUGUCUUUGUAUAAAGUUUGAGUCCUAAUUUGGUCUAGUAUAAGUAUGCCAGCUCGAUAAAAACUAUUGUUUUUGCCAUUUCCAAACCAUUGCAUAGCAAUAAAGGCUUUUCUUUAUAUCUUUAAAUCUAAACAUUCAUAAGGAAUUAUAUUCAAUAUAUUCGCCACACAAACCUACACAAAUGGAAAGAGGAAUCUUCAUCAAAAUUAAAUCAAAAUACGUUUAUUUAGUUUAGAUGCGUCUUAGGGCGUGCUUAUGAAUGUCAAGAGUUAACUUAAUUCGCGAAAGAUUCUUACGUUAUCCGUUCGCAAAACUACCAGGAGGCCUUGUUCUGUGAAGUAUGGGAAAGAAAUUCGGCGAAAACCCUCCCUCUAUAUAACAAUUUUCCUUAGGAAUUUCCUUUGGGAAAUGUCAUAACGUAAAUAAAGUGACAUAAGUAAAAAAAACUGUUCUUGUAUUCAUUAUAGAACCAAAAUUUCCGUCUUAAAAUAUUAGUAAACAUAUCAUGUAAUGAUAUGCAUGGAAAUUUGAAUGCGAAGUUGCUGAAGUGAGUGUGAAACGUAAGGAAUCGUGUUUCAUGUCAGUUAGUAUAAUUUUUGUAAUAAUUAUUAGGGCUUAUGCAUAGUACCGCAAUGGUCUUAUGAUGUAUAUAAAUAACUUAUAUAACUCACAUUAAUUAUCGUAAUGGCCUACUUAUGCUAGAUCAAUUAAAAGUUAAUUUAAAAGCUACUUAAAACUGUAAAAGUUACUUUUUAAAUAGCUGUUAAAUGGCAUGUAUUAAUAGCGGCACGAAACUCUAGCGCUGACCGUUUUUGCGCAGAAUUAAAAAAUAAGGGGGCUAGCGGAAUGAAGAGCGUCGAUUGGCUCUCCAGUCGCAUUCCGGCCCCCCACCACAGUACACAUGCGCAGCAAUGCCCUCCACGUAUCCAGCCAGCGCUAGACUUACGUGCCUAUAGUAAUACGUGUAUAUGGUAAAAUAGCAAUAACGCUGCCGCCCGUUUUACUAUAGUACAAUAUUGUCGAGUUUCAGUUAUUAUGACAUUGUAAUAAAACAUUUAUGUAGUUUGACAUUCACAAUGAGACUUUGUCGCAUAUUUUUAAUAGGACAUAUUUUUCAAAUGGCGAAUUCUGAUAUAUUAAUGUUCUAUGUAAGUGUUUUGUUAAUAUAAAUGCGGCUGUUCAAGUAUUACGUAAGCGGAUUUACUGAAAAUUAUCCCCCCCACUUUUCAGCAAAAAUAUUAGUACAUUAACGUAUUUUAUCUAGAAAUCUUCGAUUUGUAUAUGUUUGCAUGCAUUUCGUUAAGCAAGCAAGCAUAGACAAUGUGUAAUAUGUGUAAAAAAGUAAAUAAAUAUUGUUGAUGUAAUUACCUAAUAAUAGUGCUUACGAAAUACUUGAACGGCCCCAAUGAAAAAUUCCUUAUAUAAUUAAUUUUUUUGCGAUAAAUUGUUUAUAAUUGAAAAUCAGGCAUUAGACAUUGAUGUAUCGGAGUUUGUCUUUAAUAUAUAAUAACUAGUACUCGCUAACUGGUGUGCAUUAAUUAUAUAAGAUAAGCAAUGUAACCCUUAAAUUGUAAAUAUUUUAAAAGUCUUACAUAUUAUAUACUAAUUAACGUUUAAAAGUUCCAUAGAUUAGUUUCCUAAACAAUCACAGAUAAAGAGAGAUUGCGUCAUUCGUAUAGCGUUAUCUAAAAAUAAGAUAAAACUAAGUAUGUCCAAUGCUUCUAGGGUAAGUAUUCAAAUGGUUUUAUCAAUACUCGUAUAAUUAAAGAAAUAAUUACAGUAAUGUAGGAAAAUAGAUUAUUACGUACGAUAUUUUUAUACACGUAAAGAUAUCUCACUAUAGAGGAUUUAGAAUCGUGUUAAAUAUUUAAGGAUUACGGUUAGGUGUAAAAUUAUCUGAUAGAUUUUACGAGAACAUUCACUGAGCCGAAGAUGUGUUACCGAAUGCUUUGUAUAUACAAGUAGAUUAAUUGACAUGAAAUUAAAGUGCCACAAAUUCAGAUUCUCCGCAUCUUCUGUCUUGUUUUUAGGUUAUGAUUUAGUCUAAAUAUCAUAGUUCAAAAUUUCUACAGGUCUUUCAUAUAGUUAGCAAACGCUGAUUGGUCGAUCUUGUUCAAAAGGUAAAUUGUGUAAACAAGAUUUAGUAAUAAAUCACACAUGAAAUUAAAACGAUUGAAUUUUUGAAAAAGUUUUGUCAAACCAUUUUUCUUAAUGAUGUGAAAUUUAUAAUAGGACUUUAUUAAGCAAGUAAUCAAAUAUAAACUUUAGAAUCGUUUCGAAGGAUUACUAUCAGAAAUGUUACUAUUAUAUGCCAAAUGAUUUAUUUGAAUUUUGUGUACGCAAUAAUAUGAUUGAAGACCCAAUCAGCUCUCGUGAAGUAUGUCGCAAAUUUAUUACAGUUAUGUCCGCCUACUGCUAAAUUAGCAAUACAUAGCGUACCUAACUUUAUAUCCAAUUAUUUUAAGUUUAAUCGAAUAUCCAUACUAUUUUGUUUAAUGUGGGUCAUGGGUUUACUUUAUUUGUAAAUAUUUGCAAUUUUUUUACCUUUUCCUAGUUAAUUCGAUUUUCAUUUAGCCCUAUAGAGAUCCACUAUGAAGUCAUUUAUUUUUAAGGAUUAGUUCAAAAUUUAAAUUAUUAUAUUUAAACGAGAGCAAUCGUUUAGUUGUCAUUUGCUUUUUACUAAUUUCAUGUAUCUAAAUUCAGCGAGUUUGAAUUUCAGGAUAAAUAAACUAUUUAAUAAUUA
Molecule: messenger RNA, 5970 nt
Organism: Pieris rapae (cabbage white)
Lineage: Eukaryota; Metazoa; Arthropoda; Insecta; Lepidoptera; Pieridae
Gene: CoRest
Product: REST corepressor 3
Exons: 12
Coding region: 217-1800 (527 amino acids)
Biological process (GO): regulation of transcription by RNA polymerase II; negative regulation of DNA-templated transcription
Cellular component (GO): transcription regulator complex; histone deacetylase complex
Molecular function (GO): transcription corepressor activity
Source: RefSeq, a predicted model, not a curated record